Astrephomene gubernaculifera is the source of this 2720-nucleotide messenger RNA. The record is from the annotation of a GenBank genome assembly. NCBI's taxonomy places the organism in Eukaryota, Viridiplantae, Chlorophyta, Chlorophyceae, Chlamydomonadales, Astrephomenaceae.
UGUUUGAUUAUCAUCGUCGAGGUAGCACCCCGCUAAAGCCGCGCACAGCGGUUGGGGACGAGGAAGGGGCACAGCCCGUCGUUGAUAUUGAAGUUUUUGAUAGUAGUGGAGAGCUUCCUAAGCAGACCCAGCCCCUGGUUAAUGGCACUAGCGUCCGCAGCCAGAGGCGUCUUCACUCUGGGGUUUUCAUUAUAGGCGUCGCUGGCGGAACAGCAUCGGGCAAGACCACGGUCUGCCAUCGAAUUCUGCAGCGGUUACAUGACAGCUGCGUUGUCAUGCUUUCCCAAGACUCGUUUUACCGCUGUCUUACCGACGAGGAGCGCGCCAACGUGGACACGUUCAACUUUGACCACCCGGAUGCUUUCGACAAAGAUCUGCUGCUGAAGACACUACGGCAGCUGCGGGAGGGCCGCCCCGCGGAGGUGCCCUGCUACGACUUCUCCCGCCACUCCCGCUGCGAGGAGUCGCGGCUGACGGGCCCCGCGGACGUGAUCGUGCUGGAGGGCAUCCUGGUGCUGGCCAUGCCGGAGGUGCGCGAGAUGUGCAACAUGAAGGUAUUCGUGGACACAGACGACGACCUGCGCCUGGCUCGCCGCAUCGGCCGGGACGUGCAGUCGCGGGGGCGAGACGUCGCGGGCGUGCUGAAGCAGUACACGGAGUUCGUGAAGCCCAUGUUCGACCAGUUCGUAGCGCCCAGCAGGCGGCAUGCGGACGUCAUCAUACCCUGGGGCAAGGACGACAACUCUGUCGCCAUCGACCUGAUCGUGGAGCACAUCCGCACCAAGCUGCAGCAGCCCGAGCUCUGCCGCAUCUACCGCAAUCUGCAGCUCAUCCCCAGCAACUUCCAGAUCCAGGGAAUGCACACCAUCAUACGAGACCGACAGACCAGCAAAAGACUUUGUGUUCUACGCCGACCGCCUGAACCGGCUGGUUGUGGAGGCGGGGCUGGGCCACCUGCCCUUCACCGAGACCUGCGUCACCACCCCCGCGGGACACCCCUACUGCGGAGUCGCCUUUGCGCGCAAGCUGUGCGGCGUCAGCAUCAUCCGCAGCGGGGAGGCCAUGGAGGCGGCGCUGCGGGCCUGCUGCAAGGGAAUCAAGAUCGGGAAGAUCCUGGUGCACAGGCAGCACAGCGACAGCAGCGAGGUGAUCUACGAGAAGCUGCCGGCCGACAUCAGCGAGCGGCACGUGCUGCUGCUGGACCCGCUGCUCAGCACCGGGCACACGGCAGUAAAGGCAAUCCAGGUGCUCAAGGACCGCGGGGUGCAGGAGGAGCGCAUCCUCUUCCUCACCAUCAUCGCGGCACCCGAGGGCAUCGUCAAGGUGUGCAGCACCUUCCCCUCCGUGCGGCUGCUGACCAGCGAGAUCGACGACCGCCUCACGGAGGACUACUGCCUGGUGCCGGGGGCGGGCAACUACGGGGACCGCUACUUCUGCGAGUGAGCGACCCUGUGCGUCAUGCUGGCUCGCCGCCUGGCCGGAAGGGGAGGGGUGCGGGAACGCGCGCCCUGCCGCCGCUGCCACCGCCGCUACUGAGACUCCUGGCGAUUGGCGAGGGCUGUACCUGGUAAUCGGGGUGCAUUACAGGAGGGAGAUGGUUCAUCUCUCCGCAGCGCAGCGAGGGUGUCAGGAAGGCGCCUGCAGGAAAGGCAUUUGGUAGUCACAGCACACACAGAGCCAACUGACGAGACUGGUGUAAAUAACUAGAUCUGGGGGGGCAGUUAUUGCAGGCGGUUUGCAGGAAAUGGGUAUUGCGUACAGGUGUCUGGUGUGCAUGGAAUGGGCAGUGAUCAGUGUCUAGGCUUGCAUGCUAGGAGUUGAGUGUAGGGUGUUUGAACCCCGUUUUGCGGCACUGCAAGUGAUUGUGCGUGCGCUGGGAGGUGGUGCGGGGCUGGGAGAGGCUGACUGCACGAUACCAGCGCUGCGACUGGAUCCCCUGGCGUGGCGAGGGGCAGGAGGUUGCUUUUUGCUUUUUGCACAUGCUUCAUCCAUACCGUUCGGUACAUCAUAUCUCGCAUCCGGGUGUUACUUAUGCUCGACUUGUGGAUGGGUUACGCGCAGAAGGUUGAGCUAAUGCCGAGUCUAAAGGCAGGGCUUACGUAAUGGGGACAAGGGGGACUGUUUGUUUCAAGGUGUAGGUGCUCUCGGGUAGCGAAAAGUGUGUGGAGUGUGUAAACGUAGGGUUUGAAAUGAGCCCCUUGCGCUGCCGCUAGUAGGGCUGAUACCAGACACGCCGGCCGUAUCAGUAUUGCUGACUAAGUCGCUAAAUCGGUUUCUUACGUACGGCGCGUGCUUCAUGCGGGGUCAAAGUACGGGGGGCUCGGGGAUGUGCCGGGCGUUAUUGUCUUGCUAUUGUUCGCUGGCGAAAUGAUCUCUUCAUCCGCUGCUGCUGGGAAUUGCAUCUGCACGUGCCGCCUUUACACUUUGUUUGCUAUAACAGAGGGCCCUUUGUAGGUGCGUGUAACGUCUGUGUCGACGUGUUUUUAGCUUCGUGCAGAGGGCAGUGGAUUCCUUUAUUGUUCGAUUGUUUAAGGCCACGUCCAUUUCUGAUGGCGGCCAGACCCAUGGGCCACCUGUUCAGAUGGACAUCUGGUUGAUAGCUUGCGUUGCGUAUGAAGGUCUGCGGUAGGCAUCCAGCUGUACCACCUACCCGGUAUGUCAUCAUACCAUCCAGCGCGUUGCGCUGUCGCUCUCUUCAUACUGUAACAUCUCACUGCAGG